This is a messenger RNA of Ostertagia ostertagi, 1398 nucleotides long. The record is from the annotation of a GenBank genome assembly. Lineage: Eukaryota; Metazoa; Nematoda; Chromadorea; Rhabditida; Trichostrongylidae.
AUGGAUCGCUCAUUGUUUUUGUUGAUUUAUAGCCUUCGAGGUUGUCGCUCACCUAUUAUUAUCAGCUUAAUCUGGCAUGGACCUCUGCUCCCUGCUAGCCCUUUCUUUAUUCUCAACCAAGAGAAGCAACUUGAAGCUGCUGCGCAUAAGGAUGAGAUCUUUCAAACCUUUUUUGGCGGUCGAUAUGUCAUAUUUUUGAUGGGCGCAUUCUCAAUAUAUACCGGAUUCCUUUACAACGAUGUGUUCGCAAAAAGUGUGAACGUUUUUGGAUCAGGAUGGACGAAUUGCUACGACCUGAAUGAGAUUGAUAGGCUCAAGUAUGGCGAAGAGAAAACUCUCAUGCUCAUUCCGGAAUACGCUUAUGAUAGCGCCGGCGGCCCAUAUCCCAUUGGAGUUGAUCCGAUAUGGAAUUUAGCAGAGUCCAACAAAUUGAAUUUUCUGAAUUCAAUGAAAAUGAUUCUGUCUCAUUUGGACAUUAAGUUCAUGUUCAUACCGCAGAUGAUAUUUUUGGCCAGCAUCUUCAUUUAUCUUUGUCUGGAGCAAAUUCAUUGUCAAAUGGCUUUUCUUCACCGCAGGGCUUCCAUUUUUGGUUAUAAAUAUCCUGGUUCGAAUUGUGCACCAUCACUACUGAUCGGACUUAUCAACAUGUUCAUGUUCAAAACAUUGCCUUCUGGCUUUGUGGAUGAAGAGGGACGUCAGAAGUUCCAGUGCCACCUCAACUUCUGGUACCCCGGACAGGGUAUCGUCGAGCGGGUGCUGUUGGUGUUAGCGGUGGUGCAAGUGCCUCUGAUGCUUUUCGUCAAGCCUUUGAUUCUGCGCUACCGUAGUCGAGUGAAUGAUGCCCACUAUUUCACACUGCGCGAUGAGAGUGUGCGAGCGGACAUGAAUGGAGACGAUGCAGAGGUCGUUCAUUCGGAACCGAAAACUACUUCUGCCGUAGGUAGUGGCGGAGGUGAUCACGGACAUGGGGGAUCUGGAACUUUUGAAUUUGGCGAGGUGAUGGUAUACCAGGCAAUUCACACCAUUGAGUUUGUUCUUGGAUGUGUUUCGCACACUGCGUCAUAUCUUCGACUUUGGGCUCUUUCGCUAGCUCAUGCUCAGCUGUCGGAUGUCUUGUGGACAAUGGUGUUCCGUCAUUCGUUCCGUCUUGACGGCUACUAUGGAGCAGUGGCCACAUACGUUUUGUUCUUUGUUUUCGGCUCCUUAUCGAUUUUCAUUCUCGUGCUCAUGGAAGGUUUAUCAGCAUUUCUACACGCGCUUCGUCUUCACUGGUCGCGUUGCCAGCCAAAUUCUAUGGAGGCUUGGGUCACCUUUCACGCUUUCCCGUUUAGAAAAUCCUUGAAGGAAGAAAGAGAAGCGCAGAAUGCAUUAAUCAGGUGGUGUUUCCAUAGUUGGUAA